Messenger RNA from Durusdinium trenchii, 537 nucleotides. Lineage: Eukaryota; Dinophyceae; Suessiales; Symbiodiniaceae. The record is from the annotation of a GenBank genome assembly.
AUGACAGCCCGGGUUUGCAUAUUGUUGCUUUUGGCAGCCACUCGUGGUGUGUGGAGCAUUCUCGAGCAACCAAGUACAUCUUUGAUGCACCUCCACCCGACUUUCCAGAGGGUCAUGGCCAUGAUGAACAUCAGGCGGUUGGGAAUUCGAAUGUCUGACUUUGGAGGAGCGUCGCGAAAAUCAACACUUCUCUAUUCCAAGAUCGACCAAAUGCUGGCUGAGCGUCGACCUGCGACUGGUCCAACAGACCAGCAGCCUCAGAUGACCAUCCGGUACAUAGAUGGGAGUGGGAAGAAUCGCUGCAAGGGUGGAGCUGACCUCAAAGCUAGCCAACAUUACCCGAAAGGGUUUGGCAAGGCUUUGUCCAGGGUACGGUCCAGGAACCAGCAGGCCUUGCGCCGCCAAGCCAAAAGGCUCCUGAAGCUGGCGUCCAGAACGCAGCAUAAUGUGGAUGAGAGGACUACAGUCAACGCCCAUUGGAUGAAGCAUGCCAAUUUGGGCCCUGUUCUUAGCUACCUAGCAGCCAGGACACGCUAG